UAAGGUAACGACCGAUUCGUUUUGGCUUUUUGAGUGCAGCACGGCCUGGAGAUAUAUGAACUCGAAUUAGAAAUUUGCAGUUGAAAAAUAUAUUUCGUGCAGAUUUCUAACGCACUGACUUCGUCAGAAGCGGCAGGCUUCAUUUAGCUCGACCGGCUAAAACUUUCCAAUAAGAUGUAAUAGGCUUUAUCGAGUGUGAGUCAUAGGCUGGUCAUGUAAUAUUAGCAAACUAUUACGCUGGCCAAUGAUGGUAUAUUCAUAAUUCAAUGAGCAUAGACAGAGCAUGUAGAUUUCUCUCAUUAUACAUAUUAUCUGUAUUUCAUGUGAGUUUGGCGGCAAAAACAGGAAGUUUUGAAUACCAAUUUUAACGCUUGGAACUUGUCAAGUUUCGAAUAAUUUAGCGAACUAUUAGAAGAUGUAACGUGAAACGUGGUAUGACGGUCAGACCCAACAUUUCCUUGCAUAGUUUCCGCUCAUUCCAUCUACCCACAUUAUUUAUUACGCUGCCAGGCCUGUCGCCGGUCUGUUUCCUCUUUUAUCAGCAGCGCGAAGCUACAAUACAUAUUAUAAUAUGCUCAAGUAAUUUGAUUCUCAGUUGAAGCCAGUGUCUUUUCUUAUUGUACACUAAUUGCCAGACGUUAGAACAGGCUGUGGAAGACAUGUUACAAGGUUCAGAGCUGAAUGACAAACUUGGUAUUUGUACUAAUUGCGUAUGAAUUACCUCUGAAAUAAGUAUCUUGUUGGUCACUAAUAAGAAAUGUUAAAGUUGUUAAGUAAGCAGAAUGAGGUGUACUAUGAUUAUCAGAAUUUAUUGUCAGUGAAGAACCACUCAACCUUAGCAUAGAAUGUAAAAUAGCAGACAGAAUGCCGUGUAUAUAAAAUACCGUCGUCAUCCAUGCACUUGAACCUCAACACGCUCCGCUUCCCACUUCCCUUUCUUCGUGGCCACCCCUGAGUUUUUCGCCUCUUUCUUUUUCCUCGACUGUGCGUCCACCAAAUACAAACAAACAGAAAAUGGAGUGGUCGUGCGGUCAUUGGUAGAAACGGAGUGAGCAAGCUUUACUCGAGAGAAAGGGCUGGCAAGUUCUAACGGCCGAGCAGGGAUAUAACCUCGAGGGAGAGUUGGCCGCAUCGUCGUUCUUGAAUGUGGUAGUUAGCUGGACGUGGUAUGUGAUACACAAGUUCAAUUUUAGCUUUUAUAGCAGGUUCCUAUUAUACCGUAAAACCUGUGGCGCAAAUGUACACCAAGAAAAGAAAACCAGCGGCAUCAUGUCAAGGAGAAAACAAGGGAAACCGCAGCAACUCCGAAAUGAUGAUGGAGUUCAGCUAUCUCCUGGAUUAGAGGCAAAUGAUGUUGACGAAACCGCAAGCGACUCCCUGCUUCAAAACACGCCUGGCGAUUUUGACCAGGUUCAACAAGGGGAAGAUCUUUUAACAUGUGGUAGCUGUGGAAAAGUUUUUCUUCUGUCUAAUAUACUUGGCUUCAUUCAGCAUAAACAAACCUUCUGUCAACCGCGUCCCAGUAAUGAAACUCGAUUUGCUAACAUCAGAUGUGACGGGGGCGAUACGAAUCCAAACGCCAUUCGCGCAAGACCUGAGAAUGCUAUCCUAUUGCAAAAAGGUGGAUCACCCACUGAUAUAAACCAAAACGCAAAUUUCGGAGAAACUGCACACGAAUACGAGCCAAACGCAGCCCUGUCCAAUGGCUCUGAACCUGUUAAAUCAAGAAUGCAAAAUGGCUCUUUAACACCGUCGAUCCGAACCGACCGGAACAUAUCUUCAUAUUCACCUACAACACCUAAUCCUAAAAUUGAAGGAUAUCCGCAAGGUGCAAAUACAAACUCAUCCUUUGCUAUACCGGCAUCAGCGAAAUACGCGUGUCUUGAUUGCAACAAGCAAUAUUUUGAAGCUGCAGCUCUUUUACAACACGUUGAUCGGGAACAUAAUGUUCGUCUUGCUCUGGUUAGAAAAAUUGAUAACGGCGAUGACACAAAACAACGACAAGACGAAGUUAAAAACAACCAAGAUACCGAAAGCAAUUACACAUAUGAAUUCAUACAACGUUUGCUACAACUAUCAGCUUCUGGACAGUUGCCUGGUAUCCCAGGAAGAACUGGUAAUAUAAACCAAACAAUACCACAGUCAUCGUCUUCUAUGACCUGUAAAGUGAAUUCUGAACACCCUGUGAUGGUAUCGUCCGAACUUCCCGCCCGCACACAUUCAAAUACAAGCAUAGCUCACAAUAAUUUUGAACCUUCUUCGUCUGCAGCUAGUUUAGGAGGUCAUCCAAAUCAGCACCACCAACCAAACCUUCCACCUGCAUUAGAAGCUUGGUAUAACAAAGUGAAUAAUAAGCAGAAUUAUUCUGAGCGGUUACGUCAUUUAGCAACUCUCUCGAAAUCUCCAACGGCCGAAGAAAUAUCCCAACAAAGCGGGGUUAGAAAUCGAGAAACCAAUCCACAAUCACCAACCAUUAUGGAAAGAAGCUUUCAAAAAAAUUCAGGAAAUCAUGAGAAUUUAUCAGUGAAUAACUCAGAUGUUUUCAAGUUUUCGCGUGUGUCUCCAAAUCAAAUGCAUUCUGAAAUGACACAAAUUUCAUUUGGACCUGACGGAUACAGAAGUACAAAAUCGGAUGGAGAUACAAAAAGAUCAGUAAGCUCACACACUUCUCCAGGCUAUAGCGAGGAAAGCGACUGCGUUUUUAUGCACUCGCCAACUACCAAAACAAGCGAUAAUGUAAUUGCUACUUCGUGUUCGUCAGGAGAUAGAAGUCCUGGUACAUCGAAAUCUCCUAUGUGUUAUAAUGUAGAGGAUUCAAAUGAUCGCAACUCCGAAAAUGAAACAAAUUCGCAUUCAAAACGAGAUAUUGAAACGAUAAUUCAGGAACAUAUUGAAGAAAAUCCCAAUAACUGUUCGAUUUGUGAUAAAGAUUUCAAAUUUACCAGCAAUUUAAGGGUACAUUUGUACACACAUUUUACACGUGAGGUUGGCAAGCAGACAAAAUUGAUAUGCGUCAAAGAGGAGAAAUGUGAUAAAGAAGCGAAUGAGAAUAAAGACGCAAUCAUGCAGAAUGCGGAUGAUAAAAUACGGAACGAUAUUCAACGAAGGCUUUUCGACAUGGGAAAUCAAAGUCAUUUGCCCUUUGUGAGAAAGCAUUACCAUGAUGAUAAAAGUGAAACUAGUGAGAGUCGUUUGGUAAACGAACAUAUCACGCGCGAAGACGUUAUUAUGGAAGACGAUAGCGACACGCCUCGCCUCACAUUUUCAAAUGCCAGUUCUCCAUUAGCGGGCGGAAGAGUGAGCAAUAUUUCUUCGGAUAGGUUAGAAGAUACACGAAAUGCCGAUUGUAAAACAUCUAUUCUUAAAAGGCACCAUUCCGAUGACAAUCAAAAUAAUGCAAAUAACAUGGAAGCAGACAGGAUAACACGUCUUGCAGCGAGCAGUCCGGAUGAAUCAUCGCCCUUCAAACGAAUUGCUAUGCGUAGAUCUUCUGCACCAAUACAGAAUCGACCACAGAAUGUAUACCCUGAAAGUAAAUUUUACGAAGAUAAGCAAAUUCCAUCGGAUAGACAUGCUUCUGUGCCGGUCCCUGCACUGAUUCCAGCCGGAUUAAACCGGUUAUCUAACAAUGAUGAUUUACAUAGUUUAAAUCCUUAUCAGCGUUUGACCCGUUUUAUUCAAUUAAAUUGUAGCGGGAAUGGGCCCAACAUUGAUCAUUCACAUUCAUCUAGAUGUCAGUUGUUUCCUAGGAGGGAUGAAGCGGUCAACCAGCCAUCUCAACCUCUCUACGCAGAUUUGCUGCGAAAAUACAGCAUUAAUGAGCAAAUGGCAAAGCAAGACGGCCGUUUGCAGCAACAAUUUGCAGACAGGGCGCCAUCCGUUACGGGCCGAAUGGAGUUCCUGCGUGUCAGGCAACGCGAUACUCUUCCUUUGCCGGAAAUGUCAACUGAAAUGGCGGAUAAAACACCAUUAACAGUUAUUCAGACUAAUGGGACGCGAAUUGAAAACGGAGAAAGUGUUCGAAAAACUCCACCGCCUCUGCAAAGUCCUUACUUGAACACCUACUCUAAAGCAUCGGAUCCGAUCGUGGAUAAAGGGAAUAACUCAGAUGUUCGACUUGCUCCCUUGUCACCUACUUUCUUUGAACGAGGGUCGAAGCAUGCGCAAGAAAAAGUUAUCAACACCACGAAAAGUAUACAGUCGCCACCUAAUGGUCUUGACCCUUUGACCUUGAGGAGUCAACAACAUCAACAACUGCAUAAUAUGAUUCUUUUCGGUAACAUGCAACAAGCUUUGCUUUCCUCGAAAGCCCCUCAAAGGCUGGUUAAUACACCACCAGGUGGGGAUAGUGGUGUUCCCGCCAACAUGCGCGCUAGCAGUCUCGCUGCGCCUCUGCCAACGUCACUGUACAGUAGAAAUCGAUGGAUGCAACCAGCGACAAGGAGAACGUCAACUGGAAAUAUGUAUCACCGACCCGGGGGCUUAGGAAUUCAGCCGCACAGACCAAGGGGAAGCGGACGAAAUGAUACCUGUCAGUACUGUGGGAAGGUAUUUAAGAACACGUCUAACUUAACAGUACACCGACGUAUGCACACUGGUGAACGGCCAUACAAAUGCAGGCUUUGUGAUUAUGCUUGCGCGCAGUCAAGUAAGUUAACUCGCCAUAUGCGCACUCAUGGAAUCAACGGUCGAGAGGUGUAUCGCUGCGAAAUUUGUGAAAUGCCUUUUUCGGUGUUUAGCACGCUGGAAAAACACGUCAAGAAACACCACGGCGAAACAAUGCGAGGUAAAAAGCCGGACGACUUCUCUCCGCACGAACAACCUGCAUUAAUAUCUCUCCCGUCUCCUAAAGAAAUGGAAGCAGCUAGUCUCAAGAUCGCGACUCUAAUCGAUCUACAACAAACCCAACGGUACCAUAACAACGUUACAAAUGCCACUUCUAGAGCACCAGUUCUCCCACCAAGCAACAGCUCUUUACCGCCUCCAACGAGAGAAAGGGGCGAUUCCAACGAAACCCAGUUUUCGUCAGAGAAUUCAGAUUCUACCAAUCCAGGGAUAGAUUUGAAACAAAAUUAUCCCGUGGCCGUGAAAAUUGAAUGAAUAACUGUGCAAUUACAGACGCAGGUCUCUAAUUGACUAACGUGGUUUAUAUACGAUGAAAGGUGCCGCAUUUUUCUGUUUAUUAUGGCCAAAGGUGCCCAGAAUGCCUUUUUAUUCUUUUUGCUUUUUGUUUUUCAUUUAGUGUGCUAUUAUUGCUAGUUCGUUUAUAUGCAACAUUUUCGAUUUGGUGCCACACGAAAUUUUAACUGUAGCUCUGACCCAAGCUGGCAAGACAAAACAUACAAAACUCCAAGUCUCGCUUUGUACUUCAUGCCAUACAACUAAAGAUAAUAUAUUAUCUUUGAUUCAUAGCUAUGGUACAACUUUUUAUUAUAAGUGAAACUUGAGGUUUUCUUUCCAAUUUAAAUUACUUAAAUUGUCUAUUUAAAAGAGGCCGAAGGAACGUCUUUUCCGUUACAAAUUCUCUAUUUUGUCAAAUUUUGAAAAAAAGAGAUUUUUGUUAUAAUGUUGACUACUUUUGAAAUCUUCCGAAAUUGAUUGAUUUCGGCUGAAAAGAGGGAUCUUAUUAUAUUCUUUUAUGCGCUUACGUUUCCAUCCGAACAGUACUCAUUACUGAGUAUGGACUACUAGUAGUUAAUAUUUCUGACUGAUCCUUACAUAGUCAAUGCGUUGAAAACAGAUACUAGGAAAGCUGACCUAAUCUUUUUGAAAACUUUUGUCUUUUUGGGCAAUUGGCAUUAACAGUUUUACAUCUGUGAAGUGCGAUUCUGACUUUAUAUAAGAUUACAGUCAAGAUGUUUUGAUUAUUUUGCUUGCUAUGCUAUAAAAUUGCUUUCAAAUUACCCCGUUGUUUAUAAAAGUAUGAACAUUGAAUGAAAACUCAAGGUGCUCUGCUGAUAUAAAAAUUGUCGAAAGUAUCAUUUUUUUCUGGUAAUUAUAUAACUAAAAAACAAGUUGUUAUUUUUGUUUGCCAAACUCCUAAAAAGUUCCAAGAGACAUGAUGAAAGCAGAUUAUCUUUUAUAAUUACUCGCGCGGGUGUGCAUAGUUGUUUAGAAUCUCGUACGGUACGAAUAUGAUUACUAAUUUAUCAUGUUAUAUCUGAUGGGUUACGAGUAGUUUUGUUUCUGGUGAACUAUACGAGAACUAUUGUGACAUAUUUAAUUAUGAAUUGUUCCUUUAAAUUAUAUUACACUCAGUUCCAGCUAGUUAAAAGUUUCCUAAUUUGAAAAUUUUCACUUUAUCGUUCUUCCUUAAAAUUACUGUUGAAAUUUUGUUAUUUUACUUGUUUUUGAUAGCUUGUCUAACAAGUUGAUUGCUUGUGAUAUUAUUGUUUAUUUUAUUCGUUCAAUAAUGUGUACCAAUUCAGCUGUUUAACAGCUUUGGCAAUCAUUGGUGCUUACGCCUUUUCCACCAACUUACUAAUUUCGCAUGUAUUUGAAUUAUGAUGUCAUAAGUAAAAGUUAUAUUAAUUUGCGCUUUAUAUGUCGCGUUGAAGAUAGCAUAGUGCUAAGCACCUCUUAAAAAUGUGAACUUCUUGCAGUAGAUAUAUAAAAAUUAACCAGCAUUUGUCAUGGGUGACUUAAUUUAAUAAUACAUCCGAGUUCAAGGUUUAUCACGUAAUUGUUUUUUUGCCUGAUCUUGUUUACCAAUUUCUUUCUUCUGAUUAGUUCCCAACUAUUAUGGUGUUCCUAAAGUUCAUAAAAUGACUUUUAUAUCUUUUUAGAUGUUGAAUAAUGUUAUGCUGUUCAUGCAUAUUUCCCUAGGAGAACAUGAAGUGUAUGGUAUCCAUAUAGAUGACAAAUAGUCUAGGAGAAAAAUCCAUCCCUGUGGCACUCUUUUAAGAUAUGUACUAAAUUGUCUUGUUGAUGGAAACCUCUGCUCUUACAAUUAAAUUAAUCUAUGAACUAGUUUGUUGUUCAAUUAUUUUUGCUGGUUUCAUUUCUCUGAUUUCAAAAGUUUAAAUAUGCUAAAAAAAAUAGGAAAUGAAUUUAGCAAGUUUGUGUCGGCGCAAUGAGUAUAUUGUCUUCAAGAAUUUAAUAUAUGUCUGUCUGUUUGUCUUCUUGAUUCUAUUUGUGUGGUGUCGUUAAAGAUGUGUGUAUAGUAUUUUCCUAAUUACUCUCCACGGUAGUGCCAUAAUUCAGCAUUUUUGGAAUAGAAAACGAAUUUAUAAGUUUUUUAUUAAUUGAUAAUGAUAAACAAUUUAAAAUGACAAAAUUGGCAGUUUAACUGUCGCAGUAAUUCACCUAAUUUUAGCUUAUUAAGAGCAUUUUAUUUUCAAUAUUCUGUCUUUAAGACAAAGGUAAAAAUAUUUUAGACAUAUCGGUAUUCAAUAGAAAAAUUGUGAAACUUUCCAAUUUAGUUUUGCCAUUUAGAAAAUGAUUUCAAAAAUUUCAAAUUUUUUGUAAAUCUAAAUAAAUAAAGCUCGUGAUCGAUUUCUCUAGCGUGGCGACGAAAAUGCUUUUUUGAGAUUUAUUUUGUUUGUUUGAAAAUUGUUGUAUAAUAAGUAUAUUUGUUAUAAUAAAUAUACUGGUGAGGCCAAGA
Styela clava is the source of this 7603-nucleotide messenger RNA. RefSeq lists its product as uncharacterized. Gene Ontology annotation, cellular component: nucleus. Gene Ontology annotation, molecular function: RNA polymerase II cis-regulatory region sequence-specific DNA binding; DNA-binding transcription factor activity. NCBI's taxonomy places the organism in Eukaryota, Metazoa, Chordata, Ascidiacea, Stolidobranchia, Styelidae. Gene Ontology annotation, biological process: regulation of transcription by RNA polymerase II. The record is from RefSeq and is a predicted model, not a curated record.